AUGACAUCCCUGCCCCAAACCACAUGUCAAGUCUCCUUUAAUCAGGAUCAGAUUAGACCUGGACCCAGCGCUCAGAUUAGACCUGGACCCAGCGCUCAGAUUAGACCUGGACCCAGCGCUCAGAUUAGAGCUGGACCCAGCGCUCAGAUUAGAGCUGGACCCAGCGCUCAGAUUAGACCUGGACCCAGCGCUCAGAUUAGAGCUGGACCCAGCGCUCAGAUUAGACUUGGACCCAACGCUCAGAUUAGACCUGGACCCAGCGCUCAGAUUAGACCUGGACCCAGCGCUCAGAUUAGACCUGGACCCAGCGCUCAGAUUAGACCUGGACCCAACGCUCAGAUUAGACCUGGACCCAACGCUCAGAUUAGACCUGGACCCAACGCUCAGAUUAGACCUGGACCCAACGCUCAGAUUAGACCUGGACCCAACGCUCAGAUUAGAGCUGGACCCAGCGCUCAGAUUAGAGCUGGACCCAGCGCUCAGAUUAGACCUGGAGCUAAAGCUCAGAUUAGACCUGGAGCCAACGCUCAGAUUAGACCUGGAGCCAGCGCUCAGAUUAGACCUGGAGCCAGCGCUCAGAUUAGACCUGGACCCAGCGCUCAGAUUAGACCUGGACCCAGCGCUCAGAUUAGACCUGGACCCAGCGCUCAGAUUAGACCUGGACCCAACGCUCAGAUUAGAGCUGGACCCAACGCUCAGAUUAGACCUGGACCCAGCGCUCAGAUUAGACCUGGACCCAACGCUCAGAUUAGACCUGGACCCAGCGCUCAGAUUAGACCUGGACCCAGCGCUCAGAUUAGAGCUGGACCCAGCGCUCAGAUUAGAGCUGGACCCAACGCUCAGAUUAGAGCUGGACCCAACGCUCAGAUUAGAGCUGGACCCAGCGCUCAGAUUAGAGCUGGACCCAGCGCUCAGAUUAGAGCUGGACCCAGCGCUCAGAUUAGAGCUGGACCCAGCGCUCAGAUUAGAGCUGGACCCAGCGCUCAGAUUAGACCUGGAGCUAAAGCUCAGAUUAGACCUGGACCCAGCGCUCAGAUUAGACCUGGACCCAUCGCUCAGAUUAGAGCUGGACCCAGCGCUCAGAUUAGAGCUGGACCCAACGCUCAGAUUAGAGCUGGACCCAGCGCUCAGAUUAGAGCUGGACCCAGCGCUCAGAUUAGAGCUGGACCCAGCGCUCAGAUUAGACCUGGACCCAGCGCUCAGAUUAGAGCUGGACCCAGCGCUCAGAUUAGAGCUGGACCCAGCGCUCAGAUUAGACCUGGAGCUAAAGCUCAGAUUAGACCUGGACCCAGCGCUCAGAUUAGACCUGGACCCAGCGCUCAGAUUAGAGCUGGACCCAGCGCUCAGAUUAGAGCUGGACCCAGCGCUCAGAUUAGACCUGGACCCAGCGCUCAGAUUAGAGCUGGACCCAGCGCUCAGAUUAGACCUGGACCCAGCGCUCAGAUUAGAGCUGGACCCAACGCUCAGAUUAGAGCUGGACCCAACGCUCAGAUUAGAGCUGGACCCAGCGCUCAGAUUAGACCUGGACCCAGCGCUCAGAUUAGACCUGGACCCAGCGCUCAGAUUAGACCUGGACCCAGCGCUCAGAUUAGAGCUGGACCCAGCGCUCAGAUUAGACCUGGAGCUAAAGCUCAGAUUAGACCUGGACCCAGCGCUCAGAUUAGACCUGGAGCUAAAGCUCAGAUUAGACCUGGACCCAGCGCUCAGAUUAGAGCUGGACCCAGCGCUCAGAUUAGAGCUGGACCCAGCGCUCAGAUUAGAGCUGGACCCAGCGCUCAGAUUAGACCUGGACCCAGCGCUCAGAUUAGAGCUGGAGCUAAAGCUCAGAUUAGACCUGGACCCAGCGCUCAGAUUAGACCUGGACCCAGCGCUCAGAUUAGAGCUGGACCCAGCGCUCAGAUUAGAGCUGGACCCAACGCUCAGAUUAGAGCUGGACCCAGCGCUCAGAUUAGAGCUGGACCCAGCGCUCAGAUUAGAGCUGGACCCAGCGCUCAGAUUAGAGCUGGACCCAGCGCUCAGAUUAGACCUGGACCCAGCGCUCAGAUUAGACCUGGACCCAGCGCUCAGAUUAACUCAAAUCCUCUAGUUUGAGGCCAUAAAACCGUAACCAUAGAAUCCAACAUGAUAAACGUCUGAAGGGUCAAAGGUCAGGGCUUCUGUGCUCUGAUUGGCUGCUGAGACCGGUGUCAGACACUUGGAGGAAGGUGUACGUGUCAGAGCCAAUGAGCAGUGACCUUGACCCAGUAGGUCAUCGUCCAGUCAGGUGACUGACUGAUCAGUAGGCCAGCAGCCAGGUGUUGGUUUGACUCAGCUUCAGCUUAUGACUAUUUAUUAAAUAUUACUAGUUUUUAAUUAUUAGUUAUUCCUUUUUAUUUUUUGUGUUGAGGAAUUAUUGUUAUUAGUGUUAUUUAGUUAUUAUUAUUAGUUAUUGUUAUGUAUUAGUUAUAAUUGUACAGCAUCUGUAUUUCAUUAAACAGUCUGAGGGACUGUCGGUUCUGCUGUUUGAUUACAGAACCAAAGGAGAACUACACAAACCAGCACUUAUUAUUGGGUUAGUAUUCGGUUAUUAUUAGGAUAUAGUUUGGUUAUUUCUCCUGUUUUUAGUCUAACUUCCAGUUGGAUGAUUUCAUCUGUUUCUAUUUAUUCUGUUUCUAUUUAUUCAGUUUUUCUUUAUUGUGUUUUUAUUAACCACGCCGAAGGGUACGUCGGCGGGGUUAUUGCAUUUGGUGCGGUAUCUGGCUGGGUAAGUAUGUCUGUAUGUAUGUGGCUAUGUCCGUUCCGAUAUCUCUGCAACCGCUGAAGUCAGGAUAAUCAAACUUGGCACUGAAGAUCAGUCUAAGGUCCCCUGCUCAGUUGUGAAGUUACAGGUCAGCAGAUCAAGUAUGGAGGGAGAUACGUACGAUGAUCAAAAUUGAUACAUAUUGCAUCGGUUGUAUAGGGAGGACAGGGUUUUCGCCAGCAGAGGGCGUGGUUCUGCCCUCUACUGAGGGCUCAUCUAGUUCAUUCUCUUUUUCUUUUUUCUGUUUUUCUUUAUUGUGUUUUUAUUGAUUCUGUCGUAAGUCUCUGGUGGUUCUGCAGGUCCGGCUGGUCUAGUUCUUGUACCACAAUUCUGGUUCUGGACAAAACCACCUCUAUGUUCCAAAUUAAGACUGAUGCUGACUCGCUCAAACAGAACAUGUGUUGCCGACGGCAACAGACGGUCUUCUCGUUAAUGUUAACGACGCUGUGAUCUAAUUGGCUGAAAGCAGAAAGCAGCUCAGAGCGCUCUGAUUGGUCAGUUCUGCUUCCUGUAGCCUCGGGGCUUGACAGCCAAUCAGAUUACAACAGGGCGUCUGCUUGGUGAUGUCACACCGUUACCUUAGUUACGGCUCAGCAGCCGGCUGGUUAGUGCUGUGAUGUCACCGGCGUUCAGUCUGAGUCUGAGUUUGGAUGAGUCGACAUCAGCGAGAGGACAGAGAAGCUCCGGUCAGUCUGCAGGCGUGUUCAGGCGUGUUCAGGCGUGUUCAGGCGUGUUCAGGCGUGUUCAGGCGUGUUCAGGCGUGUUCAGGCGUGUUCAGGCGUGUUCAGGCGUGUUCAGGUGUGUGUUCUGGCAUGUGUUCUGUAGGGGUGUAACGGUACACAAAAAUUUCAGUUUGGUUCUCAGUUAAGGGGAAAAAUGGAAUAAAAAACCUGCUGAUAUCAGAGCUGGUCUGACUUUCUGGCUGAAAUGUGGAUGAGAAAGAACUUCAUAACGGGCUCUAUCACCUAAAGUAGGAAAUGGAUUUUAAAGUAAUUGCUUUUAAAAAAACAAAACAAAAAACAUUUAGUUAGGCUCCUGUUUACCAGCAUAAAUAUACUAGUAGGCUAAAAAAAAAUACACCAUCAAGUCAUUUAUCUGUAGCAAAGAGCAGUAAUGUAAAGUUAACAUAAGCUGACCUUCAUCAGAAGUUUAAAACCUCAGUUCUGAACAACGGAGUAUGGCCGUAGAUCUGCUGCUAUGAAAACACCAUGGACUUGGUUAUUGCUUUAGCCCGUUCUGAAAUGCUAGGCAGGGUUUGAUGAAAUGAUGCUGGGAGCAUCGUUUGUACAGUUCUCUGUUUUUUCCUAGCAGUGGGGAUAGCUACACUUGGAAGGAGCUUUUUCUAAUGUGUGUCUAAGUUUGACGUGUUGCUGGAUGCACAGCUGAGGACCGCUUCAGUGUCGGCGUACGGCUUUCAUCUUGUCCACUUGUUCUUCUACUUUUUCAUACUUCACUGGGAAACCGAAGUGAUCCCAAACUGGUGAUUUUAAUGAUGCCGGAGCAUCUUCCAGCUCUAGCUUCUUCUCAUUGUUGCUAGCAUUAGCCAUGAAAUGCCGACAGGAGAAUAAACGAUCCGUCACAUCCUGUGGCUCCCUGGAAACUCCUGCUUUUUUUCUUUAGUUCCACAAUACUGCGUGACUGUGAGCCAGAGAAGAUCCACCGCAGCUGUGGGCACUAUGAAGUUUUAGGUUUAAAACGACUGUGUACAUUCUUAAUAGUCUUAAAAUGUUCAUAUCACGGUACGCUACCGUACCGAACGGUUCGGUACGAGUAAGUGUACCGUUAUACCCCUAGUGUUCAGGCGUGUGUUCAGGUGAAUGCUGCUGCUUGUAUCUUUCUAUUAAUGGCUGUUCCCUGGAUGUGGUUCUCGUUCCUGAUGAUCCACCAGAGGGACCUUUAAGAUCCUUCUGGGUCCCUGUAGUGCUCAAGGAGAUCAGAACUAACCAGGACCAAUGAUUGCUCACACUAGGAUACAUCUCAUGAUACUGCUGAUUUUGUUU
This is a messenger RNA of Acanthochromis polyacanthus (spiny chromis), 4779 nucleotides long. Its product is annotated as proteoglycan 4-like. The transcript has 4 exons. NCBI's taxonomy places the organism in Eukaryota, Metazoa, Chordata, Actinopteri, Pomacentridae. The record is from RefSeq and is a predicted model, not a curated record. Bases 1 to 2091 code for a protein of 696 amino acids.